AUGGUGAUGCCGGAUCUUCCGUUGGAUUUGGUAGAUGAAAUACUCACUAGGGUUCCGACCACAUCUCUGAUACGAUUUCGAUCUGCUUGCAAACGAUGGAACUCUUUAUUCAAAGAGUCGGGAUUCUCCGAGAAGCAAUCACGAAGAGCUCCAAAGCAGCAUCGUGUUCUCAUGCUGAAGGACGAUAAGCUUUGUUUUACGAGGGUCAAUCUCAAAUCUGUUCCUCCAUCUAUAGAGUUUCAUGAAGAUGCACUUCUUACCCUAAAGGAUACCAAUUCAAAACAAGGUUAUAUAGAUCAAGUCCAACACUGCGACGGUUUGUUGUUAUGUCUCACCACAGACAAUAGACUCGUUGUUUGGAAUCCGUGUCUAGGUCAAACCAGGUGGAUCCAAAGCAAGAAUGGUUGCACGAGUUGUUACAACAAAUACCAUAGCUAUUCUCUUGGAUACGAGAACAAGCAAUCUUGCCGCAGCUACAAAGUCUUGAUGUUUGGAUCGAGAAUAAAUGAAUUUGAAAUCUAUGAGCUAAGCUCUAAUUCAUGGAGACUUGUUAAUGCUCCCAAAAACUUGCACCGAUCAGGAUAUUCCGGAGUGUGUUUGAAUGGAAAUACUUACUGGAUCUCUCGUGAAUAUUCAGACUUGAUAUGUUUUGAUUUUACAAGAGAGAGAUUUAUAGGAUUAUUGUGUCUUCCCAAUCCUCCUCAUCGUCGUCGUCGUCGUGCAGCACUAUCAGUUUUUAGAGAAGAAGGAGUCUCAAAGUUAUGUUAUACACACUUUCAUGAUUCAGGAAAGGUGGAGAUGUGGGUGACGAAUAAAAUUGUUGACGUUGAAGCUGACUUGUCAUGGAGCAAAUUCGCAGUGGUGUUACUCGGUCCUAGCGUUAACUUUUCUGCUUUCACGAGUCUUUUAACCGACGAGGAGAAGAAAGUGGCCGUGUGUUGUAAUUUUAGUCCUUGCCCCAGAAGAAACAAUGACGAAGAAAACCCUAAUUUAAAAGACCCAUGGUUGCAACAUUUUACCCAUUAUGGUGAUGGAAACUGGUGGCCAUUUCUUUUCAAUUAUGUUCCAAGUUUGGUUCAUAUCCAGUCAUAA
Microthlaspi erraticum is the source of this 1092-nucleotide messenger RNA. NCBI's taxonomy places the organism in Eukaryota, Viridiplantae, Streptophyta, Magnoliopsida, Brassicales, Brassicaceae. The record is from the annotation of a GenBank genome assembly.